AUGGCGGAUCAGUUCGCGGAUUCAGCUACUACGCCACCUGUGUUUCAGAACAAUGUGGUCAUUGAGGAGGUGAACAAGGGCCUGAACCCAGGAAUGGUGGUUCUGCUUGUUGUUGCAAGCUUCCUGCUGCUCUUCUUCGUUGGGAACUAUGCGCUGUAUGUGUAUGCGCAGAAGACGCUUCCGCCUAAGAAGAAGAAGCUGGUCUCGAAGAAGAAGCUGAAGAGAGAAAAGCUGAAGCAGGGGGUCUCUGCGCCAGGAGAGUAA
Miscanthus lutarioriparius is the source of this 264-nucleotide messenger RNA. The record is from the annotation of a GenBank genome assembly. NCBI's taxonomy places the organism in Eukaryota, Viridiplantae, Streptophyta, Magnoliopsida, Poales, Poaceae.